Molecule: messenger RNA, 2128 nt
Organism: Notechis scutatus (mainland tiger snake)
Lineage: Eukaryota; Metazoa; Chordata; Lepidosauria; Squamata; Elapidae
Source: RefSeq, a predicted model, not a curated record
UGUUUUUGACUGGAAAUGAGUGUGUAUGGGGGGGGGGGGUUUCCUCAUACAUCUCCCCAAACUUCCUACAAAAUGUUAGGAUGACCCUCUUUUUUUAUAGAUUUCUUCAGCAGGCACAAGAGGAAGAUCCCGAAACUGUAGCUCCCUUAUGCCAAACUGUCUGGAAAGUGCUGGGAACUUCAGCAGUGCCAUGCCACAGAAAUGCAAUCACCUGUUUGUGGACUCCUCUUUGCCAGACUUGGCUGUAGGACUCAUGUUGCUGGCUGGAUCCCUGACUGUACUGUGCACCUGUCUUAUGAUGUUGGUCAAACUGUUGAACUCUGUGCUCAAAGGCCAGGUGGCCAGAGCUAUCCAGAAGGUCAUUAACACAGAUCUUCCAUCACCUUUUGGAUGGGCCACCGGUUACUUUGCCAUGCUUGUUGGUGCCGGGAUGACGUUUGUAAUGCAAAGUAGCUCUGUCUUCACGUCAGCAAUCACCCCUCUCGUAGGUCUUGGGAUGAUCAGCUUAGAACGUGCGUAUCCCCUCACUCUCGGUUCUAACAUUGGAACUACAACCACUGCUAUCCUAGCAGCCCUGGCCAGCCCAGGGGAUAAAUUGGCCAGUGCCUUGCAGAUUGCUCUCUGCCACUUCUUCUUCAACAUCUCUGGGAUUUUGCUGUGGUAUCCCCUGCCUUGUACUCGCCUCCCAAUCCGCAUGGCCAAAGCGUUAGGUGAACAGACAGCCAAGUAUCGCUGGUUUGCUGUCUUCUACCUGAUUAUCUGCUUCCUCUUGUUGCCGUCGUUGGUUUUCGGACUCUCCGUGGCAGGAUGGCAGGUGCUGGUAGGAGUGGGAUCUCCGUUCCUGAUUCUUCUAGCUUGUGUGGCUGUUAUCAACAUCAUGCAGUCACGAAGUCCAGACCGACUGCCCAGGUGGCUUCAGAGUUGGGACUUCUUGCCGUACUGGCUUCAUUCUUUGCAACCCUUGGAUGGGCUGAUGACCAGAGCCAUGGCGUGUUGCGCUGCCUAUUGUUCAGGUAGCCAAGGGGAAUGUAAAAAGAAGUCACCAGAGGUUAAGGUCAGAAAAGGCUUGCCGAAGCCUUCUGUUUUCUUCUUAGAGGAAUGGUCUCCACCACCAAGACUCUCAUCCCAGGUGAAUAUUCUGCCAACGCAGCCUGCUAGCCGCCUGUGAUUUGUGCCAGAGCACAGCUCUGUUGUGGCCUGCAGACAGUGAUGCUGAGCAGACAAGGAAUGAUAAAAGAAAAAGCAUGACAAGAAACUGCAUCAAAUAUUGGAGUUUGUGUUGAUAGCUGCCCUCCUCACCGGAACUCUGUCAUUGCCACAUGUGUAUUCCAGCCAAUAUAGAUUCAUGUCUCAUUGGGUGCAGCUUUUCAUGGGAAAUAUGGCUAUAACUGGCAUUUGGUAUUCACUGUGCAUAUCAUUUUGUUAUGAGCAUCAGUGAAGGAGUGCAUGUGGACUUACGUAUAGUGCAGGAGAGUUUAUAGUACUUAUAAUGCAGCACUCUCGAUUGCCCUUAGCAUCUGUGUAACAGGAGCUCCAUAUAUUCGGAAAUUAUUUUGUAGCAGAACUGGAGGUCUCCCCAUGUGCAACUCAUUUGCAGAAUUACUUAUAAUGGUGAUUGAAAGAUAUUUUCCUUUUAACUUGACAACAAGGCUCUUCAAAUGUCUGAUGACAACUCACAUCAUCUCAAAAUCAUUAUAUGUGCUAAUUGAAACCAGUGGGAAUUGGAAGCAAAAACCAUCUAGAGGUUGUUUGAACCUGUGGAACAUCUACUCCAUUUUAUAGUAUUGUCUUAAUAGAUUCUGGCUGUCAAAUUCUUUAUGAGCAAGUAAGUGAUAGAAAUUGGUACAAUGGUGCUUUCUUAAAUAAUUCUAAUAAUAAUAAUAAUUUUGGAAUCCCUAAGCAAUCAGUUGCUACAUUUACUCUGCUUAUAUUUCUGCUUGGUAGUUAUAGAUCACUUCAGUUUGGGUUCCAGAAAAAUUCUAGAAAUAGAAAUGGGGAGACAUUUGUUUCUGUAGCUUUUACUAUAUAUUGUAUUUUUCCGACUAUAAGAUGCACACACACCCCAAAAGUGGGUGGAAACGUCUCUGUGUCUUAUAGAGUGAAUACAGGCCUGUUUUUGGCCUCCUGA